AUGAAGUUGUAUUUAAAAGUGUUGGUUGGAUUAGCAAUUGUAGUUGCGACAGUUUCCACACAAAAUAAUAACUGCAAACUGACGGGCAAUUCGUUGGACAAUCUUAACUCUAUUCAGCGACAAUGCACUGAGAUUGUAAUAGAAAACUUGACAGUGCCUGCAAAUGGAACUUUAUUAUUAACAAGACUUCAGAGUGGUACUAGAAUAAUUUUCAGAGGAAUCAUAAGAUUCGAAUACGAAGAAUGGAAUGGAGAUUUUAUUGUAGUAUCAGGCUCAAACGUUACUGUUAUUGGAGAACCUGGACACCUUUUCGAUUGCCAUGGUGAAAGGUGGUGGGACAGCUUCGGUGGAAAUGGUGGCAAAUUAAAGCCGAAAUUUUUCAAGGCUACCAACUUAAACUAUUCCACUGUCACAGGGUUGAACGUAAGAAAUACCCCGAAACAUGUUUUUUCCGUUACCCACUGCAAUCAUGUCGUGUUUUCGAACAUCAUAAUAGAUAAUUUGGACGGGGAUACAAGGGGUGGGCAUAACACUGACGGAUUUGAUUUGAACAAUUCUAACGAUAUAACGAUUCAAAACAGUAGCAUCGUUAAUCAAGACGAUUGUCUCGGGAUCGGUUCAGGAACAAAUUGUAAUUUUUUUCACAACUACUGUUCCGGUGGUCAUGGAAUAUCCAUCGGUACGGUGGUCGAAAAUGUUCACGUUAAAAAUUGCACUGUGGUAAAUUCGGAAAACGGAAUUCGGAUUAAAACCGCCGUAAACGCAACAGGCCAUGUACUUGACAUUAAGUACGAAGAUAUAACUAUGAGAAAUAUUACCAAUUUUGGUAUAUUGGUACGAGGCGACUAUCUGAAUACCGGACCCACCGGACAUCCUACAGCGGGAGUCAUUAUUAGAAACUUUACUCUUAAUAAUAUUCACGGUUGGGUACGAGAAUAUGCAGUCAACGUCUUCGUGCUUCUUGCAGACGGUGUAGCCUCAGACUGGAAAUGGACCAACGUUAGUGUUACAGGCAGCAUAUUGAACAACUUCACCUGUACUGGAGUCCCACCAAAUUCAGGAGUUGAAUGUUAAACACAAUUAUAUCAUAUAUGUAUAAAUAGCAAAUAAAUAUUUUCUGAAUGUUUCAAAAUACGAUC
Messenger RNA from Agrilus planipennis (emerald ash borer), 1139 nucleotides. RefSeq names its product endopolygalacturonase 1-like. Gene Ontology annotation, molecular function: polygalacturonase activity. The transcript has a single exon. Gene Ontology annotation, biological process: pectin catabolic process. The coding region runs from base 1 to 1074 and encodes 357 amino acids. The record is from RefSeq and is a predicted model, not a curated record. NCBI's taxonomy places the organism in Eukaryota, Metazoa, Arthropoda, Insecta, Coleoptera, Buprestidae. Gene Ontology annotation, cellular component: extracellular region.